AAAGGCAGAAAAUAAGAGAGAUGCGAAAACGAAACUAAACGAAACGAAACGAAACGAAACGGAACGAACAGCCGCCUCGAAGCGAGCGCCGUCGCGUUCCGUUGCGUAACAGAGCGAUUAGAGCCGAAAUCGUCUAAAUGGAUAAAAAUUUGAUUUUCGAAAGCGAGAUUCGAUCGCGAUUCGUUGGCGUUUCCUAUGCAUCGUCGGGGGGGUAUAGGUGGGCCGGUCGAAAGAAGCGAGAAAGAUAGACGAAGGAGGCGCGGUGAGACGCGAUUGGUGAAAGGCGAAAGGGAAAAGGGGAGAGGAAGAGGGCAGCGGCGGUAGGCUGGUACACGCGUUGCCCCGAAUAAGAGGAAGCGAGCACGAACGGGUACGAGACGGCGUGCGAAGCGGGAUGACGUUGUUUGCGCUUGUGACGUCACUCGCAAUUGCAGAGAUAGCAACGAUAGACUCGAGGAUGCAGCGGCGUGCGUCACGUGGACCCGAAUCCGGGUCUCGGAGGCCGGGAUUCCGGAGAUACGAGAUUCGAGAGCGGCGUUGUGGGAACACGGGAGGGAAACGAAACACCGUCCGAUCGGCGGGGAUAUAUCGUGACGAUUUCAAUUUAGGAUGGACGACGAGGAGGCGAGGGCGGACGCUCGCUCGAGACGUUUUUCGAUCAAAACCGUUGACGAGCUCGAUUUAGGCUCGGUUUAACCAACCAUCUAGGAACAAAGUUGGAAAUGGGAGGAAACGAGAGACGUGACGAGACGAGACGAGGGCAAGGACGGGAGCAUCGUCGACCGAUCCGCGUCUCUCGUUUCUGCAACCUUUCCGGCCAGUCGGUGGACGGUCGGUUGGUCGCGUGGACGGGCAAAUUGUCGAGACCGUCUCGAAACGUCUCGGCCAGUUUCCGGCGUUUCCUCGCCAGUUUACGAUACUCACCGACGUCCAAUCAUGACGCGCACACUCUCGUUCACGGACCAUGCCUAGAACGAGCCUCGCAUUCCGUUCUAGUUGCGACAUCGACGCGCACCGUAACCCCAAAAUCUUCGCGAUUUUUACCUUUCGAAAAACGUAUCUCUCUCUCUCUCUCUCCCUCUCAUCUUUCUUCCUUCUAUCUUUUUCUCGACAGAUUCGAUCGCUACGAAGAUAAGAUCAUAGACGGACCGUCGCACGUAGUGGUGGAUGAUAAACGGGCGGGCGGAGGGAAGAAGGGAAGAUUGGCGAGAAUCGAGGAAGAAUUUUGGAUCGAUUUUUGGGGGUCGGAUCACGGAGCGAAUGGUGGGACGGGCGGAGAGGGGGAAGUGCGCGUGGUUGUAGAGAUCGUCGGCGAGGCGGUGCUACGAGGAGGAGGAGGAGGAGGCGGCGGUGGCGGCUAACUGCUGGUGGUGCUGCGGCAGGUGCGGGGGGGCGCUCGGUCGCCGAAGACGAUGCUCGGGAGGAUCGGAAGAGAGGAGGUGUUCUCCGGCAAUGGCUGAUCGCGGCCGGCGCUAUGCUCGCCGCGUAUAAGAACGCGCGAAGACGUGCGUUCGCCGCGCUUUACGCGAUUCCGAAUUCGUGGCAGCAGAAAGUGUCGAUCGUUGGGGAUCCGCCGCGACUCGCAUCGGCCGCGGUGCGACGCGCUUCUUCGCUUCUGUGAUCUCGGCAAUACAUCGUUUACGAGGAAUACGGUUUCUUCUCUUUCUUUUCCCUCCCUCUCGAUUGAGAUGCUCCUCGACUCGGGUCGGCGGAGGUCGGCGGCGGUCGGCGCGGUCGGACGGUCGCAGGGCAGGUGAGGGGAGCGGUCGAAGAGAGGAGGACUUUCGGGAAAAAAGGAAACGAAAGGAAAGAAAGAACGAUUCGGAGAAGCGAAGGGGAUUGUUAAGAGAGGGAGAGGGAGAGAGAGAGAGAGCAACACGUAACGCGCGAUGAUGCGUGCCUCCGAGGACGCGUAGCGGCGGUCAUGCCGCGCGAUUCGAGCCGAUAUCAUCCUCGUCGCCGUGGCCGUCGCCGUCGUCGUCGCUUCACCGACGUCCAAUCACGGAGGAGGAUCGUUGCCGGCGCAACGCGGAGGUCGUGGUGGUUGCUGGCAAGAAAGGAGGAAACAUGAGCUCGAUCGACUUCGACGAGGUGUUGGUGCACGUGGGCGAGAAGGGAAAAUAUCAGAAUAUCAUGUACUAUCUCCUCUGCAUAUCGGCCACGCUUCCAGCCGCUUUCCUGGCCUUCUCCCAAGGAGCUGGGAGCUUUAAAACGAUUUUGAUCGAACGAUUGGCAGGUGUUCGUGAGCGCGUCCCCGGAGCAUUGGUGCAGGAUCCCCGAGCUGGAGAAUUUGACGGGCCUGAUGACGCUGGAGGAGAGGAAGGCGUUGUCGUUGCCCUACGUGGAGAAAUCGGACGGGAAGGUGAAGAAGUACGAGAAGUGCAAGAUGUACGAUGUGAAUUACACGGCGAUCGUGGAGUCGUGGUUGGGGAACGCGAGCAGGGAGGAGGGGGAGGACGGGGCGAGAUCGACGAGGAGCCGACUGCCGCCUCCGCCGGUCGGCAGCCCGGAUUGGCCGGUCACCAAGUGCCGGCACGGGUGGAUCUACGACAACCGGGACUACGACAGCACCCUGGUCACCGAGACUUGGUAUGCGACAACAGCUGGUGGCCUUCCACCUCUACGACCUUCUUCUACGUCGGCAGCCUGUUUGGGAACGUGGUGUUUGGCUGGAUCGCGGACAAAUGGGGCAGAAGGACGGCCUUCUUCGCUAUACUGUUCCUCGAGGUCAUAUUCUCGAUCGCCACCAGCUUCAGUCCCAACUACGUCAUCUACACAGCGCUCAGGACCGUGAACGGCCUCUCUUUUCCAGCCAUCUAUCAAAUACCUUUUAUACUAGCGCUGGAAUUGAUGGGGCCGAGAUACAGAACGUUCGCCGGGAUGGUGAUUUGCAUGUUCUUCGCGUCGGCGAUGUCUCUUCUGGCCGUGCUGGGCUACUUGCUCAGGCACUGGUUCACCCUCUCCCUGGCAACCUCCGUCCCCUUCGUUCUGCUCUUCAGCUACUACUGGAUCAUCCCGGAAUCGCCGCGAUGGCUGCUCAGCAAGAACAGAAUAGACGAGGCGGAGGUGAUCGUUCAACGGAUGGCGAAGAUCAACGGGAAAACGGUGCCGAACAAUUUUCUUCGAAAGAUGGAGGUGGAGAUAUUGCGGAGGCAGGGGAUAUCUUGCAACGGGACGAAUUCGGGGGACGGGUCGGGGGAACCGGCCGAGAACGAGGACAGAUCGCCUCCACCCGCGGCCACGCCUAUGGAUCUGAUCAGAAAUCCAAACAUCAGGAAGAAGUUCUUCAUCCUGGCGUUCGACUGGGUGGCGAACGCGGUCGUCUAUAACGGAUUGUCGUACAACGCGACCAACCUCGGCGUCUCCGAUUAUCUGGCCUUCUUCAUCGGCGGACUCGUGGAAAUACCGUCGUACGUGAUCACGUGGUACGCGAUGGAUCGAUUGGGGAGGAGAUGGGUGUUGUGCCUGACCAUGCUUUUAGGCGGCCUCGCUUGCGUCUCUUGCAUGUUCGUUCCCGAAGACGCCGUAUGGGUGACGGUGUCACUGGCUAUGAUCGGGAAAUUCGGUAUCGCCGCCUCGUUCGCCGUGUUCUACGUGUUCGUCGGGGAAUUGUUGCCGACCGUGUUGAGGUCGCAAGCGAUGGGCAUCGCCUCGUUCAUAGCUGGCAUCGGUCUCCUCGCUUUCCCGUACAUCGUCCAUCUGGCGGUCUACUCGAGAGUCCUGCCGCUGAUCAUAAUGGGCACGCUGAGCGUAGCAGGCGCCCUCACCUCCAUCUUCCUUCCGGAAACGCUCAACAUCCAUUUGCCUCAAACGAUCGAGGAAGGCGAGUUGUUCGGCGCCGAUUUCAAGCUCUGGUCCUGUCCAACGUUGCCAAGAAGAGAAAACUCGGACUCGGAGGAAAAAUCGGAAUCGAUGCCGCUCAGGUUCCUGGUGAACGGUCGGCCGGGAAAUCCAUCGUUGGCUGCCCCCGCGUUGCAGGAAGAAUCGACGAGCUCGGCUGCGACCACCGCAAACGAGACGGAAGCGGACAACACUCGUCCCGUCGUUCAACGCGCGAGUAGUAUCCCGACGGAUAGUGGUGUGGUGGAGGUCGCCACUUGUGCCGAGAAAAGAUUCGACGAUCCAUUGGCUGUGGUCGUUAUCGAGCGAGGAAGAACGCAGUGAAUCGCGGACUGUUCGCCGUUCCUGUCGAGAUUGUUGCCUCUACCGUGCACGGUAGAUAUACCGACGCGUUAAUGUGUAAUAACGCGUCUAAUUACGCGUGUUUGAAAAAUACUAUGUUCCGUUCUCGUUCGUUCGCGAUUUCUCUGAAUUUCGAUCGAUAACCCCUCCCCCUCGUCGCGGGAUAGACGAGGUGAAAUGAGGUGAGAGCGCGAGAGAAAGAAAGAGAGAGAAAGAGAGUAGAAACGAUGGGAAAAGGAACGGGAAUCAUGGCUAGACGCGAUCCUUCGCGUCUCCAAGGAGAAACGGACGUUCGUCUGUUUCUGUUUGCCCGAAACGCUUUUGGUAGAUAGAUACCAUCGAGUCGAGGAUCCACGAAUUUUUACCUCGUCCUUGGGUGUCCCACGGACCACCUAUGCGGAUGCUCGAUUGAAAUUUCUGUCUUGGUCUGGCCGUAGUUGAAAUUUUCGUGCCGUUUUUUCCUUCCGUUUGCCGUUACAAAAAUGCGGGAAAUCGUGCA
This is a messenger RNA of Apis mellifera (honey bee), 4681 nucleotides long. RefSeq names its product organic cation transporter 1. NCBI's taxonomy places the organism in Eukaryota, Metazoa, Arthropoda, Insecta, Hymenoptera, Apidae. Gene Ontology annotation, biological process: transmembrane transport. Gene Ontology annotation, molecular function: transmembrane transporter activity. The transcript has 9 exons. Gene Ontology annotation, cellular component: membrane. The record is from RefSeq and is a predicted model, not a curated record. Bases 2068 to 4164 code for a protein of 698 amino acids.